This is a messenger RNA of Sphenostylis stenocarpa, 633 nucleotides long. NCBI's taxonomy places the organism in Eukaryota, Viridiplantae, Streptophyta, Magnoliopsida, Fabales, Fabaceae. The record is from the annotation of a GenBank genome assembly.
AUGGUUCAAGCAGGCGACAACCUCGGCUCAGUGUCUCUGUACUGCAAAACCCCAAUACCCUUUCACGCACCAAUUAUUUUUUUAAUUUAUUUAUGCUUUUUAUCAAGAUUCACCCUCUGCCCCUUUGAUUUCCAUUUCACACGCGGAGAAAGAGAGGGAAAGGGUGGUGCUUCAUUCUUUGCAGACGUAGCUAUGGAACGAGGUGAGGGAGGGAGCACGAGGCAAACAGGGAAAGAGGGUGAGACCACGCGCUACAAAGGAAUCAGGAUGAGGAAGUGGGGCAAGUGGGUCGCUGAGAUUCGAGAACCCAACAAGCGUUCACGGAUUUGGCUCGGUUCCUAUUCUACACCAGUCGCAGCGGCGCGUGCUUACGACACCGCCGUCUUCUAUCUCCGAGGACCCUCCGCCCGCCUCAAUUUUCCUGACCUUAUCGCCGUUGACGGUCCUACCGCCGCAGCUUCGGACAUGUCCGCCGCCUCCAUCAGGAAGAAGGCCACCGAGGUCGGCGCCAGAGUCGACGCGCUCCACCGCCAGCACCCACAUGCCCCCUUGGCCGGAGAAUUUGUGGACCGAGUCGACCUCAAUAAGACACCAGAACCUGAAAAUUCGGAUUGUGACUGGGACGGGGAUUAG